UUCAUCCCAAUAGUAGUUUUUCUUCUCUCCCACGCGAAAAACAAGUGAGUCGUCAAAUUUAUCGAGCGUGAAAUUUGCCUUAAGAUUUAUGUUGCAACGUCGUGUUGACAGCUGAACAAUAAUAAUAAUAAUAACAAUCGCAUGAUGAUGAUGCCUUCGCUCCUGGUGACGACGACGACGACGACGAUGAUGAUGAUGUUGCUGUUGUUUCAAAUGGAUAUGAGCCAGGCUCAGUUGACACAGACGCCUUUCCAGCAACGUCCUUUGCAACAGCAGUUACAGCAGCAACAGCAACAACAACAACAGCAGCAGCAACAACAGCAGCAAUUGCAACCAUUUCAGAGACGAGGGCAAUUACAAGGACAAGGCUUAUUUGCUCCACAGGGCAAUCAAUUAAAUCCUUUAAUUAAUCCUGCCUUAGCCUCACCUUUUGGUGUCUCACGUUAUAAUCCACAAUAUCAACAACAAAAUUAUGUACCCAUAACAGCCUAUCAGAAUGAUUUAAACUUGGAUGGCAGUUUUUCCUACGGCUACUCGACGGCAGAUGGCACCACAGCUCAAGCUCAAGGAUAUGUCAAGAAUCUGGGCUAUGGCGAGGGUGUAGAGGCUCAGGUUAUUCAAGGCUCUUACUCAUAUACCUCACCGGAGGGAACACCCAUUACCGUGCGAUAUAUUGCCGAUGAGAAUGGUUUUCGUGCCGAAGGAACUGGCAUACCAGCAACUCCCUACUUUGCUCCCAAUCAACCAUAUCAACCACAAUUGGGGGGUGUUGCCAAUCCUAACUUGAAUCCCUAUCAAACACCAUUUAGGCAGUUGCCACCGCCAUUGCCCACAAAUGCGUUUCGUCCGGGACAGCAGCAACCUUUAACGCCGCAGCAAUUGCAACAGCAACAGCAACAGUUACGCAACACUGGACAAUAUCAGCCCGAAUUGCCAUUUAAUCAGCUCCAUUCGCCAAAUAAUUUGCCUGCUCAAUAUGCUGGACAAUUUGGUCAACAGCAAAAUCUUAAUCCCCAACAGCAACAACAACAACAGCAGCAGCAGCAACAACAACAGCAACAGCAGCUACAACAAAAGGAGCAGCAAAAUGAACAGCAGCAACAGGCUUUGAUUACCCAACAAUUGCGUGGACGUCCCAAUCAAUUGGUCGAUCCUUUCAGCUACAAUCAAUACAACAGACGCUUCAAGAAGUCCUCCAAAAAGUGAACCGGUAAAAAAGGAAACCAUUUCAAACCUACGAAUUAGUCGACGUGCAAAAAUUCUUAUGUAGUUCAAUUCAAAGGCAUGAAAUACAUGCACACAAGAAAAUGUA
Molecule: messenger RNA, 1312 nt
Organism: Drosophila willistoni
Lineage: Eukaryota; Metazoa; Arthropoda; Insecta; Diptera; Drosophilidae
Gene: Cpr47Ee
Exons: 2
Coding region: 142-1206 (354 amino acids)
Cellular component (GO): chitin-based extracellular matrix
Molecular function (GO): structural constituent of chitin-based larval cuticle
Source: RefSeq, a predicted model, not a curated record